This is a messenger RNA of Macrosteles quadrilineatus (aster leafhopper), 473 nucleotides long. RefSeq lists its product as uncharacterized. The record is from RefSeq and is a predicted model, not a curated record. The coding region runs from base 84 to 473 and encodes 129 amino acids. NCBI's taxonomy places the organism in Eukaryota, Metazoa, Arthropoda, Insecta, Hemiptera, Cicadellidae. The transcript is spliced from 3 exons.
GUGAUAUGCUUGUUUUUGACCGUAUAUGUUAAAGUAGUUUUUACAUAUUUUUAUUAUUAUUAUAUAAAUCCCAGUGUCACAUAAUGAUGAGAAGGUCGGCAUUUACUGAGCUGCAAACUAGAAUAGCCGAGCAUGUGUUGUCAGCACACCAUACCUUGGACCUGCUAGACGAGUCUGACAGAUUUUGGAGAACACAACUCGCCUCCCUGGAGAAUCAGCAGACGAGAAGUCUUGGUCUGACUCGGGCAAACUUUUACAGGGAAUAUUACAACACCAUGGACAGUGUGACACGGCGUAAACCUAUCAAGCCUCAAAGACUUGGCCAGACAAAAGUUGACUAUUCCAACUCAGUCACUACAGUUCAGCACAGGUUGUUGAGUCCAAAGUCCUCCUUCCACAAAUAUGGCUAUCAAUUACAGUGCCUCACUUUCAGCCCCCUCUCUAAAAAUGAUAGGCCUUCCACAUCAGGGUAG